AUGGGGAUGCCGGGUGCGUGCUAUCACGACCAUCCACCGUCGCAAUCCCAGCAACCGCAGAGGCCGCUAGCGGGAGCCGCGGGAGAGGAGAUGCAGCGACACGCGCUGUUCGGCGGUGCGAUUCAAGCGGAUUUCCCGCCGCGCUUUGAGGACAUCAGCAACUUCCGAGAAGUACCCAACAACCAGGAGGUGUUUGCGGAUGCCAGUCGGGACGAGAGCAUAGUGAUCGAGCUGCUAGAGAUGAAGGCUGACGUGGCGGACGCUGAUUCGUCCAGGUGGUUCCUGGAGGAUCUGAUGCGCGAGCAGGAGGCACAGCCUGGCAGUGCUUUGGAAUCUGCUGCUCCUAUCCCCUCAACAGACUGCCCUCACGUGGACUCCUCUGUUUUCAAGAGCUAUGCUGUGGGCAGAAUGACUGUAUCCAAGGGUCGGCAAGGUGCCGAAGCUCUGAAUGUGGUCCGGGUCUACUUGGCCAAUCUUCGCCUGCGCAAUGUGCACACAGACGUGCUUAUAACAGUCAACGAGCCGCUCUUUAUCAGUGAGCAGAGUGAGAGUGCGGCAGCAGCGGGGACGGCAGGAGUCACGCAGGCAGCAGCACAGGAGGCAUCGGCAGGGGUGCUGGGAGCCACAGCCGGCGGGCAGGUGUUUCAAUGGCUGCUUGCGUCGUUCAAGGUCAAUGAUUGGGGGCUGUUUGGGCCGCAAUAG
Molecule: messenger RNA, 702 nt
Organism: Closterium sp. NIES-65
Lineage: Eukaryota; Viridiplantae; Streptophyta; Zygnematophyceae; Desmidiales; Closteriaceae
Source: the annotation of a GenBank genome assembly